GUAGUAUGGCGGACCAGGAGCAGCAGACCAGCACGAAGAAGACGCCGUCCGACUUCCUCAAGGGCGUGCUAGGCCGCCCUGUGGACGUGAAGCUUAAUAACGGCGUGGAGUACAAGGGCGUGUUGGCCUGCCUGGAUGGCUUCAUGAACAUCGCAAUGGAGCAGACGCAGGAGUAUCAAAAUGGGCAGCUGAAGGCGCAGUACGGCGACUGCUUCAUCCGUGGCAACAACGUGUUGUACAUUUCGGCGUCAAAGUAAAUCGACGGUCAAAUGCAGAAGCUGUAUUAAACCAAUAAACGCGGCGUGGCGUUUGUGUUGGUGGCUAUGCUACUGGCACUCCAUGACUCCACAUUAAAAAAAAUACAGCACUGCUUGCCGGCAACA
This is a messenger RNA of Phytophthora infestans T30-4, 383 nucleotides long. RefSeq names its product U6 snRNA-associated Sm-like protein LSm6, putative. Gene Ontology annotation, cellular component: U4/U6 x U5 tri-snRNP complex; nucleolus; P-body. Gene Ontology annotation, biological process: mRNA splicing, via spliceosome; maturation of SSU-rRNA. Gene Ontology annotation, molecular function: RNA binding. The transcript has 2 exons. The record is from RefSeq and is a predicted model, not a curated record. Bases 6 to 257 code for a protein of 83 amino acids. Lineage: Eukaryota; Oomycota; Peronosporomycetes; Peronosporales; Peronosporaceae.